Molecule: messenger RNA, 807 nt
Organism: Durusdinium trenchii
Lineage: Eukaryota; Dinophyceae; Suessiales; Symbiodiniaceae
Source: the annotation of a GenBank genome assembly
AUGACAUGCACACAAGGAACAUGGUGGCAAAGGAAGCUGGCCUUGCGACUUUUCAUGCGAUGGUCCAUUUCACGCGGGCCCAGGGUGUACCUUGCUUACGUAGCGCCAGAGGUCCUUGGUAGAUCUGCGUCUCAACAUGUCUCAACAACUCCGCAAGUGUCCCGGUCCGUUUCCGGACUUACCUAUUUAUAUGCUAUGCCUAACACUAUGAUGCCUGACUUUGGAUCCAGGCGUUUUGCCAGGAAUUCUGCAGGUUUUUUUCGCCCCACCUGCCCAAAGCCGUUGUUCGCUCAAGCUGAAGAGACGCUACGCUCGCACCCUCGCGGCAGGAUGGAGGCGCCUCCCCCGCCUCCACCGGACGACCCGCCGGGGCCUGCGAUUGAAGUCACCUCGCUGGAGAUGAACCCGGCCGAGGAGUGCGCCUUCGAGGACGGCUUGGGCCUUGCCAUUGGUUUUACCUCAGACAGCCCUUUGUUGGGCUUCACUUGGAGAAUCAGUUAUGUGGUCGAUACUGCAAAGAGACGGUAUAUUGUUCAGGUGGGGCAGACCGAGCCAGCGGACUAUGCGCCGGGGCCGAAUGCCAUGACUUACCUGGCAGAAGGCCUCAGCAUCGAGGAAGUGCCAAAGGCUAGGCAGAGUUUGAAUGGCAAGAGCUCUAUGCGAAUCCAGAGGCUUUUCCUGCAAGCCUGUCGCUGCUCCAAGCAAUGCUUUGAGCGGCUUGCAAAACAGCUGGACGAGUUGGGCAAGUUCUUGGAGUUGUUUUGGAAACUGGGCAAGCUACAGCAGGAUACCUAUGUGCAUACCUGA